AUACCCCAAAUACCUGUUCGAAACCUCAACCUAUAAAUUUCAGUUUUUAAAAUCAGUCGGCCGCGAUAUAACCUCAGCUGUUACAAAAAUUCACACGUGCAAAUUCUUAGUAGUAUUAAAUAAAUCCUCGUAAAUGCAAUAAUUACUCGAGCAUAAAUCUAUCCAUACAAGUUUGAAAAUGAUCGCAACCAAAUCUAUCGCAAAUGAGUGCAAGCAAUGAUUUUCGAAUAAUAACACAAAUCGCAAUCAAGAAGAUAGAGCGAAUCAAACGAAAUGGGUUCUUCGACAAAAAACCAAAAAGUCCGCAGCGACAAUCGGCGUAUGACCGGAAACGUCAACAUUUACAUCUGCUCCGAAUCUGUUGAAAAAAACGCCGAGGAAAAUGUGGCCCAAACUACUGCGACGUCCGCAAGCUCGACCAGCUUGAUCUCUGAGAAAUCGAGGCAAAAAGUUGGACCCAUUGAAGAGCACUCGGCUUCUCCAAAUCGAGUGCGAAAAAAAUUAGCAGACAAGCCAGUCGAGAAGCAACAUAAGGAUUUUGUCAAGAAAGAUGCUGCGAAGGAUUCAGACAGUGUCGGCGAUCACGAAAAAUUGAUCUCAACGACGGAAUACAACAAAUACGCGUCAUACGAAUCCAAGCCUAACCCAAUUACCGGAGAAAAUGUUCUGAAAAAUUUGAACGAACCGCGUCAACUCAAGAUCAACAGCAACGACACGAGGUACGAUCGGUCCAAGCUGGUAUCCUGUCGGUGUCCGCGAUUCGACGAAAGUGAUCUGUGGCUGCAAAAAGCUCUGAAAAGGCUUAAUCGAGAUUCGAACGGCAUAGCGCCAAGUUACAGUGUCAAAAAAGCUGACUCCCCUGAGGAACGAUCCGCAGAUGCACCAAAGAAUCCGGGUAAAUCGGAAAGGAUGGACAAGAUGUGUACAUGCGAUAGGAUUGAAAAGCACGACAGUAAGGGUAUAGGAGCUUGCGAUCAACUUUGCACUUGCUGCUGUAUCGACGUUCAUAAAAAAGAGAAUAUCUGCAUUGGCUCGAAGAGCAAGAAAAUCAAUAAGAAACAAGCUAGCGAAUUCGAAAAGGAGACGUCCAAGUCUAGCCAUGACAAAAAAGAAUCCUCGCUUGGGAAAAAGGAUGAGAAGAUUGUGAAAAAUAAGGCGGAGCUUAAGUUUACCAAUUCGAAAGCUAAGAAAAGCAACAGCUCAGAAAAAGUUAAAAGCAUCGAGAAAGUGAUGAAGGAAGAAAAAAGUAACGAUUCGAAGAAAAGCUCGAAAGAACGUUUGCAGCCGAUCGAAAAAGAAACGACUGAAAAAUCCAAAAAGGAUUUGAAAAACGUUCAGAACUCCGAAAAGAAGACUAAACUGUCGAUUAAAGGGAAGACAAAUGGAGAAAAACCCAGUACUGCAGAAAAGCCUCAAGAAGUCAAAUUACAAUCAAAAGAAAAAAAGAAAAUUAAAGAGGAGAAAAAAAGCACGAAAACGAAGGCUAAGCCAGCUAUAAAAGAGAACUCCGAAAAUAAGUCAUCAGAGCCUCCUAAAAGUGACAAGGUGGAGGUGCGCGACUCGGGCAAAACUAAGAAGAAGAAAGAAAAAAAGACGAAAGCAGCCUUUACCGAUUCAAAUAAAAAAUCUACUCAUCGCAAAUCCAUCAACGAUCGAAAAGAAGAUUCGUUUUUCUCGAAAUUAAUUAACAUGAUGAAAAGAGGCAAGAAAGUAAGUGACGGAGACGUAAAAAAGCAGGGCUGUAGUCCAGAUUGUACAGGCUUGACGAAAGCGACAGAAACUUGGACCAAAAAUAAGAGCAAGCGCGAAAAGAGUGGACCAAAACUCAAACCGUCAGGUACGAUCGUAAGCAAUGGAUCACAUAAUAUCCCCGAAAAAUUUCAUGAUUUUAAGUCGGCCCCUGAUGCGCAGGUAAAUGACACCGUAGAUUUGAAUUCACCCGCGAAAACCGAAGAUGCCGAUGAAAAGUCUGUGCCACAGCUUGAUCUUCUCGAUCGUUCGAAAGCCGAAGAUGAAAAUGAAGAGUUCCGUUAUUACGACAAUCGCGUGGCUCGCUGUCCAGAAAUUACGAAAAUAGAGGCGGAAGAUAACGGCGAGCCUCACUAUGGUCUGCAGAGAAAUUGCUUGUGCUACGAUUGUCUAAGGAAAUCUGAGGCUGCAUGCGAUCAAUUUACUUUUCCGAAUUCAUAUCUGCACGAAGCUUACUCGGAAAACAGCUUCGACUCUUGCUGUGGAUGUAAGUUGCAGACACCUGUGACGAACUUCAAAGAGGAUCGUAGAAGACGUUUCGAUGAAUUACUGCAGGAUUACCCCCUCGUUGGAAGUGUACAUUGUUGCUGGUGCUCGUGCCGAGAUAUCGCAUGACUGUAAUUAUUUAUAGUCGGUGUGUAAUAAUUAUUUUGAAUUUAUCAUUUUUUGUGAACGUAAUCCGCGCGAGAAAUACAAUGUGUUAAGAAGCGCCAAAAGUUUUUAUAUAUAUCGUGUCUUAUAUGCGUAUAAAGUAGUUUAUUCAUCGCGGACUGCCUGUGUGCGCAUUUCAAAAAUAUAGUAAUAAUAAAUCCAUUUCUACUUAA
Messenger RNA from Nasonia vitripennis (jewel wasp), 2573 nucleotides. RefSeq lists its product as uncharacterized. NCBI's taxonomy places the organism in Eukaryota, Metazoa, Arthropoda, Insecta, Hymenoptera, Pteromalidae. The transcript is spliced from 4 exons. The record is from RefSeq and is a predicted model, not a curated record. Bases 274 to 2364 code for a protein of 696 amino acids.